AUCUCCAUUCGAGAGAAGCGGAUAGUCUCCCGUUUUCAGUCCCACGCUCUGCCACACGCUGCCCUGUCCCAAGAUGGUUCUGGCCAAAGUGUGGAAACUGAAGAGUCACUUCGUGGGGUUCCCAAAGUCCAGCGACUUUCUUCUGGAGGAGGAGGAACUCCCGGCCAUCAAGGAUGGAGAAUUACUGUUGGAGGCGGAGUUUCUCAGCGUGGAUCCGUACAUGAGGCCCUACAGCGAGACGAAAAUGAAGGAGGGGGACGUGAUGAUUGGCUCUCAAGUCGCCAAGGUGGUGGCGAGCAAGGUCGCGGAGUUCCCCGUCGGCACCUUCGUGGUGAGCCACUCCGGCUGGCGGAGCCACUCCAUCUCCACGGGGAACGGCCUCCAGGCCCUGCAGGCAUCGUGGCCCGUGGAGCUGUCUCACUCCCUCGCCCUGGGGGUGCUGGGCAUGCCCGGGCUGACCGCCUACUUCGGCCUGCUCGAGAUCUGCAAUCCCGUGGCUGGUGAGACGGUCCUCGUGAACGGGGCGGCCGGGGCGGUGGGGAUGCUGGUGGGGCAGAUUGCCAAGAUCAAGGGCUGCCGAGUGGUGGGCUUUGCGGGCUCCGACGCGAAGGUGGCGCUCCUCAAGGAGCUCGGCUUCGACUCGGCGCUCAACUACCGCACGGUGGCCUCCGUGGACGCGGCCCUGGGGGAGGCCGCCCCCGGCGGCUACCACUGCUUCUUCGACAACGUUGGAGGGGAUUUCCUCUGCGCCGCUCUGUCCCACAUGAAGCACCGGGGCCGUGUCUCCAUCUGCGGAGGGAUCUCCAUGUACAAUGACGCCACGUCGCAGAAGCUGACCUUCCCGCAGCUGACGCUCAUCUUCAAGGAACUGAAGCUGGAGGGCUUCAUGGUGACGAGGUGGCAGGACCGGCGUGACGAGGGCAUCGCAGCGCUCGCCGCCUGGGUGAAGGAGGGCAAGCUGCAGUAUCGUGAGACCGUCACCGAGGGUUUCUCCGCCAUGCCCGACGCUUUCAUGGGCCUCCUGCGCGGCGAAAACGUGGGCAAGGCCGUGGUGAGGGCCUGACGGAGGGGGUGGCACGAAACGCCGCCGCCGCCGCCAGCCCAGGCAGAUUUGUUGUCGUAAGGGCCAGACGCGCACACACACACACACACAACAGGUAAUACUGACACAACAACAACAACAACAACCGCCAUUCCAUGGCGCCUGUGCCCUGUGAGUGGGUGUCCAUGAGGAGUCAUGCCCUCCUGGCCUUGCCAGAUCGGUGGCAUGGCAGCAAAGUAGACUAAUCUCCAUCUGUUCCAUCUCACUCCCUUCUACCCCGUGGGUGGACUAAUCUACAUCUGUUCCAUCUUGCUCCCUUCUACCCUGUGGGUGGACAAAUCUCAAUAUGUUCCAUCUCACUCCCUUCUACCCUUUGGGUGGACUAAUCUCCAUCUGUUCCAUCUCGCUCCCUUCUACCCCGUGGGUGGACUAAUCUACAUCUGUUCCAUCUCGCUCCCUUCUACCCUGUGGGUGGACAAAUCUCAAUAUGUUCCAUCUCACUCCCUUCUACCCUUUGGGUGGACUAAUCUCCAUCUGUUCCAUCUCGCUCCCUUCUACCCUGUGUGUGGACUAAUCUCCAUCUGUUCCAUCUCGCUCCCUGCUACCCCGUGGGUGGACUAAUCUCCAUCUGUUCCAUCUCGCUCCCUUCUACCCCGUGGGUGGACUAAUCUCCAUCUGUUCCAUCUCGCUCCCUUCUACCCUUUUGGUGGACUAAUCUCAUCUGUUCCAUCUCACUCCCUUCUACUCUGUGUGUGGACUAAUCUCCAUCUGUUCCAUCUCGCUCACUUCUACCCCGUGUGUGGACUAAUCUCCAUCUGUUCCAUCUCGCUCCUUUCUACCCCGUGUGUGGACAAAUCUCACUCCCUGCUACCCCGUGGGUGGACUAAUCUCCAUCUGUUCCAUCUCACUCACUCCUACCCCGUGGGUGGGCGACAAGGAGUAGCCCCCCAUAUGGGCCGUCCAUAAAUGACGUCACGCACCUGAGGAGGGGUGGGGGGGGGGUCAGACAUUUGUGACGAUGUGUGACGAGGGGGGGGGGGAAGUUUGAGAAAUGUGACGUCACGUAAAAAUGCUGCAACUUUAAAUAAAUACGCACGACACGUUCCACUUAACUGAAUAGACUUUUCGAUAAAUGUUUUCUCCUACAACAUCCGAGUUGCAGCGCCACAUUAAACACGCACUGCAAUUACAACAAUAGUUUAAAACGAUUUUUUUGUUUGCCGAGGGUGAGGGCAGAGUUUUUGUGAUGUCAUAUUUGAGGUGGUGGUGGGGGGGAGGGGGGGUCUGACUUUUCGAGAGUCAAAAAUCGUUCAAAAAUUGCGUGACGUCAUUUAUGGACGGCUCCUUGGCACCUCCGGCGAAGAAGGUGGUGGCACAGCAGCCGAUUUGUGCAACAAUUGCCUGUGGAUGUUUUUAAACUCUCGGGGUUUGGUUUGUUUGCUGACCGCCUUGGUAUUGCUGUUCGUGCCAAGGUGUUGGCA
Lethenteron reissneri (Far Eastern brook lamprey) is the source of this 2523-nucleotide messenger RNA. RefSeq names its product prostaglandin reductase 1-like. Gene Ontology annotation, cellular component: cytoplasm. NCBI's taxonomy places the organism in Eukaryota, Metazoa, Chordata, Hyperoartia, Petromyzontiformes, Petromyzontidae. The record is from RefSeq and is a predicted model, not a curated record. Gene Ontology annotation, biological process: prostaglandin metabolic process. Gene Ontology annotation, molecular function: 15-oxoprostaglandin 13-reductase [NAD(P)+] activity; 2-alkenal reductase [NAD(P)H] activity.